This is a messenger RNA of Dermacentor andersoni, 2198 nucleotides long. RefSeq lists its product as uncharacterized. NCBI's taxonomy places the organism in Eukaryota, Metazoa, Arthropoda, Arachnida, Ixodida, Ixodidae. The record is from RefSeq and is a predicted model, not a curated record.
AGAAUACCUUAGUAACUUGCGAUUCGCUGAUGAUAUUGCCUUGCUUAGUAACUCAGGGGACCAACUGCAAUACAUGCUCACUGACCUGGAGAGGCAAAGCCGAAGGGUGGGUCUAAAAAUUAAUCUGCAGAAAACUAAAGUAAUGUUUAACAGUUUCGGAAGGGAACAGCAGUUUACAAUAGGUAGUGAGGCACUGGAAGUGGUAAGGGAAUACAUCUACUUAGGGCAGGUAGUGACUGCGGAUCCGGAUCAUGAGACUGAAAUAAUCAGAAGAAUAAGAAUGGCCUGGGGUGCGUUUGGCAGGCAUUUUCAGAUCAUGAACAGCAGGUUGCCAUUAUCACUCAAGAGAAAAGUGUAUAACAGCUGUGUCUUACCAGUACUCACGUACGGGGCAGAAACCUGGAGGCUUACUAAGAGGGUUCUACAUAAAUUGAGGACGACGCAACGGGCUAUGGAAAGAAGAAAGAAGUGGGCCCGGCUGCUGUGCUUCAACACAGCACGUUAAUCCGCUGAUGUUCUACAUGCAGGUGUCACUUCCCACGAUGAUCCACGUUCUGUUCCCUGCCCUGGCUAUGGUUUUUCUAGACGUACCCCAACCGCAUCCUGCCUGGCAUGUCGACUACGACACAACUGUUUUCUACCACCCAAUGAAUGCCAGCAUCACUCCCACACCGUUGACACCGUUCUUGUGUCCGGCAGCGCCACUGUUCCCGGCAGCGUCAAUCGACUUGCGGCCGGAAUACCUAUCGCCACCAACAUCAAUUCGCCCAUCAGUUAUAAAAGAGCAGGCGCGCACGGAGGCGUUUUGUGGGCCCGGCUGCUGUGCUUCAACACAGCACGUUAAUCCGCUGAUGUUCUACAUGCAGGUUAGUAAAUCAUACAGUCUUUUCACGAAGCGUUCAAGUAAUUACUUUCUACUGCAGCUGCCGGGCCCACAUUGCUGCCUUUCCAUUGUUGUUCAGUGUUGUGAUGUUAUUCGCUCUUUAUUGUUGCUGGCGGGUGGCAUCGAAACUAACCCUGGACCCGAUAGUCAAGCCGUACUAAAAGAACUUAAGAGCCUAUCCGCAGGUCAAUCGCAACUGAUCACCGAGAUUCAAGGCCUCAAGUCUCAGUUACUAACAACUGACAAAGCAAUAUCUGAUCUGAGUGUGCGCAUGACGAACCUGGAGACCCACUACCAAAACCUAAUCCCCUUGCGUUCUGAUAUAGAAAGCGUGAAGAAUGAUGCUGCCCGUGCAGCACACACAAUGCACAGGCUGGAAGCGCGUCUUGAUGAUGCCGAGAAUCAUUCUCAGCGCAACAAUCUAAUUUUUUAUGGUAUUGAUGAAUCUUCAGGGUCAGAGUCGUUCGCACAAUCGGAGCAUAUAAUCAUUGACCACUGUCGCAAACAUAUGAGCAUCACGCUUGACCCAAAAGAAAUCGAGCGCGUGCACCGCUUGGGCAAUCGUGCAGCUAAUCGUAACCGCCCCAUAAUAGUGAAGUUCACCUUUCAUAAAACAAAAAAUCUUGUUCUUUCUAACGGCCGUAAAUUUAAGGGAACCAGCUUCAGCGUUGGCGAGGAUUUUACGCGUCCUGUUCAAUUGGCCCGCAGACACCUUCUUUCAUACGCAAAAAGCAAAUCGGCAUCUUACUCCCUGCGCUUUAAAACUCUGUUUAUGGGUAAUAAGCGCUAUGUUUUCGACGACCGCACACAGAGUGUGAAAGAAUUGCAAUAGCAGCCAACUCGACGCGGGAAACGCCCUACGGUAUCGACACGAGCUAACCUCUACUUUUCCGUAAUCUUUGCCAACGCACGCAGCUUCCUCCCUAAACGCGAUAUUCUGUCUGACCUCGUGUUGUCGUCUAACAGUAAUUUGCUGAUAAUAACUGAAACCUGGCUGACUGACGAUAUUACCGAUACUGAGGUUCUUGCUGACUUGCCGAAUUUCUGCCUUUUCCGGAAAGACCGCGAAAUCUCACGAGGUGGUGGUGUGCUAAUCGCCGCGCAUCACCAUCUAUCGUGCACGCUUGCAACCAUUGAGACUGACUUGGAAAUAAUAUGGCUAAUCUGCCGCGCUUCACCACAGACUGUUCUCUUGGGCGUUUGUUACAGACCACCACAUAACACUCCUGAUUUUUUGCAUAAGCUUAAUAACAGCUUGAGCAAACUUAGUGAAAAACACCCUAACGCAGAAAUCCUGCUUUUCGGCGACUUUAAU